Coniophora puteana RWD-64-598 SS2 is the source of this 213-nucleotide messenger RNA. RefSeq lists its product as uncharacterized. The transcript has a single exon. The record is from RefSeq and is a predicted model, not a curated record. Lineage: Eukaryota; Fungi; Basidiomycota; Agaricomycetes; Boletales; Coniophoraceae. The annotation marks the transcript as partial.
AUUGAUAGGAUGGGCGAGAUCGGUGAUCCCUGCGGGAUGCCGUUCGCUACUGGUUGCGCUGUGGAUGUGAUGCCGUCGAGGCAAAUGGCAGUGGAGCGGUCUGAUAGAAAAGACUUCACCCACCGGAUCACUCUUGUGGGGAUUUUCUUCGCAUGCAUGAUAUCGAUUAGGCGUCCAUGGUUGACGUUAUCGAAGAAGCCCUUGAUGUCGAAG